This is a messenger RNA of Oncorhynchus mykiss (rainbow trout), 612 nucleotides long. RefSeq names its product large ribosomal subunit protein eL33. Gene Ontology annotation, molecular function: structural constituent of ribosome. Gene Ontology annotation, biological process: translation. Gene Ontology annotation, cellular component: ribosome. NCBI's taxonomy places the organism in Eukaryota, Metazoa, Chordata, Actinopteri, Salmoniformes, Salmonidae. The record is from RefSeq and is a predicted model, not a curated record.
GUACAAAAGGCUACUUUUAUAAAAUCUAAAUUUCUAUGUUAUUAAGUCUACAUUUGGCAUAAAUACACAUGGUUUCAAAGAGAAAUAUAGUUAAGGUUGCCAUACAGUCUAUAUUUUGAGUCCGAGAGGCUGUGAUGAGAAAAAUAUCACUUGGAUAGUUUUACAAAGUUGACAAGCGCCGGACUGCAGGGUUGAGGCCGUUCUGAUGUUUUUCCGUGCCUGGAAGAAGACUCGAGAUGCCAGGAAGACUGUGGAGCAAGGCUAUCUUUGCCGGGUACAAGCGUGGCCUGAGGAACCAGCGGGAGCACACCGCCCUGCUCAAGGUGGAGGGAGUUUACACAAGGGAGGAAGUUGACUUCUACCUGGGCAAGCGCUGUGCUUAUGUCUACAAGGCUAAGAAGAACACAGUGACGCCUGGUGGCAAGCCCAACAAGACGCGGGUAAUCUGGGGCAAAGUCAUGCGCGCUCAUGGCAACAGUGGAAUGGUGCGGGCCAAGUUCAGCAGUAACCUCCCCGCAAAGGCCAUGGGACACAGAGUCAGAGUGAUGCUGUACCCGUCUCGUGUGUAAUUUACAUGUUUGUGUACAUACAUUAAACGACUCAGUUCCACAA